Messenger RNA from Exophiala aquamarina CBS 119918, 420 nucleotides. RefSeq lists its product as uncharacterized. The record is from RefSeq and is a predicted model, not a curated record. Lineage: Eukaryota; Fungi; Ascomycota; Eurotiomycetes; Chaetothyriales; Herpotrichiellaceae. The coding region runs from base 1 to 420 and encodes 139 amino acids. The transcript has 3 exons.
AUGCAUGUCCUCCGAUUUAUUAUCACGACUGUAUUGGCUGCAAGCAUUUCGGUUGCCAACGCAGCCGUUUUGCCGCGCCAGAUCUUUGGUGGGAACAUUCGCUGCAACGUGGCACGCCUGGGAAUAGUCAGUGCCCUCGGCGAUACCAUGGACAGUAUAUCGCAAAUUCAAGACCCAACCACGAGGGAGGCAGCGGCGGCAGGUGUCGACCAGGCCAAUUCCGGUAUACGCCAGAUUGCGUCGGCAAUCAUAUCCGGCCAGGCUCCUCCCCAGGAGGGACGAGACACCACCGAGGCCGGCUUGACUGCCGCGGGCCAGGCACUGGCAGGAGGGGAUACUUCCGAUCAAGCAGUUGCAGAGGCCCAAGAAUCCCUUGAUGACGCUGUUGCAUCUGGACAGGAUGUCGUCGCCAACUGUUAG